AGAGGAGGAGGAACAGGAGGAGGAAGAGGAGGAGCUGAAGAUGGAGGAAGAGGAGGUGUCCUGCUCGUCCCGGAGCAGAGGAGAGGAGCGGCCGCCAUGUUAACCAAGAAGCCCGGAUCCUCGGUCCUCCCGACGGGGAGCCUCUAAAGCCACCAUGUCGGACCCUGUCCAGGUCUCGUCACAGUCGCAGGUCCACAUCAGCCAGCUUUAUGAGGACAACAGCAACAAGCGCUCCGUCCUGACCUCCCAGCCCAACGGCCUGGCUCCCAUCAGCUCCACGCGGCCGGGCCUCCCCCUCCCGGACCGGCAGCCCGCAGCGGUGGACCCGGCCCAGCACGGACGCCAGGGCAGCGCCGCCUCCAACAAGUCGGCCGACAGCAAGCCAAAGCAGACCCCCCUAACCCCCGAGCAGGCCUUGAAGCAGUUCAUGUCCAAAAUGUCCUCCUUCGAGCACCACGAGGUCUUCAGCUACCCUGAAGUGUAUUUCAUCGGACCAAAUGCGAAGAAGAAGACGGGGGUUCUGGGCGGAGCCAACAACGGCGGCUACGACGACGAYCACGGGUCCUACAUCCAGGUUCCGCACGACCAGAUCGCCUACCGAUACGAAGUCCUGAAGGUGAURGGGAAGGGCAGCUUCGGACAGGUGGUGAAGGCCUUCGACCAUAAGACUCAGACCCACCUGGCUCUGAAGAUGGUCCGCAACGAGAAGCGCUUCCACCGGCAGGCGGCGGAGGAGAUCCGCAUCCUGGAGCACCUGAGGAAGCAGGACAAGGACUCCAGCAUGAACGUGAUCCACAUGCUGGAGCACUUCACCUUCAGGAACCACAUCUGCAUGACCUUCGAGCUGCUCAGCAUGAACCUCUACGAGCUCAUCAAGAAGAACAAGUUCCAGGGCUUCAGCCUCCCGCUGGUCAGGAAGUUCGCCCACUCCAUCCUGCAGUGCCUGGACGCUCUGCACAAGAACCGCAUCAUCCACUGCGACCUGAAGCCCGAGAACAUCCUACUGAAGCAGCAGGGGCGCAGCGGCAUCAAGGUCAUAGACUUUGGAUCCAGCUGCUACGAACAUCAGAGGGUUUACACCUACAUCCAGUCCAGGUUCUACCGAGCCCCGGAAGUCAUUCUAGGGUCCAGGUACGGGAUGCCCAUCGACAUGUGGUCCCUGGGCUGCAUCCUGGCGGAGCUGCUGACUGGUUACCCCCUGCUGCCGGGCGAGGACGAGGCCGACCAGCUGGCCUGCAUCAUCGAGCUCCUGGGCAUGCCCAGCCAGAAGCUCCUGGACGCCUCCAAGCGGGCCAAGAACUUCAUGUCGUCCAAAGGUCACCCCCGCUACUGCACCGUGACCACCCUGCCCGACGGCAGCACCGUGCUGAACGGGGGGCGCUCGCGGCGCGGGAAGGCGCGCGGCCCCCCGGCCAGCAAGGACUGGAGCGCGGCGCUGAAGGGCUGCGAGGACGGCCUCUUCCUGGACUUCCUCAAGCACUGCCUGGAGUGGGACCCGGCGGUCCGCAUGACGCCGAGCCAGGCGCUGCGCCACCCGUGGCUGAGGCGGCGGCUGCCCAAACCGCCCACGGGGACGACGGCGGGGGAGAAAACCCCCACCUCCAGGCGGGGCACCGCCACCGACGGCGCCAUCACCUCCAUCUCCAAACUGGCCGCCACCUCCUCCUCCACCUCCUCCUCUUCCAAAACUAGGACUAACCUGGCCGCCAUCACCGACGCCAAUGGGAACAUCCAGACUCGGACGGUUCUCCCCAAGCUGGUGAGCUGAGAGUGAGCGGACCCCCGCUGUACAGCGGGGGGAUAAAAACUUUCUGAACAAGCAGCUGGACGUGAAUAAAACUGGUGUCCAGUUCUGAGGAGCGUCUGUUUCAUUGCACUGCGGCUGUGUCGGAGGAUUACAACAUGCAAACCGUCCGGGCUCCACCGGACGCCGGGCUGAGGAACCCUGAGAAACCAGGGUGCGUUCAGGGGCGCCCCGGAAAAAACAAUUGUCUUUAUAGUUUGAGCCAAACGACAGGAAGUGAAAGCGCGUGGACUGACUGUGGUGCGUUUCAGACAAUCGGAACACGGCACACCCUAUCUGUAGCUUCAAACUCACAAACACACGAGAAACAUGGUGCUAACAGAGGGAACAAGGCUUUUUAAUUAGAUUCACAUGAAUUAAUCCGUUUAUCACCAAAAAUACUCAGUGACUAGUUUUUACUGGGAUURACCCUUUUAAUGCUAAAGCUACAGGAGCGAUUAGCUCGUCGGCUCUUGUUUCAUUUGACUAAAAAACAAUAAUUUGUUGCAUUUUAGUUCAGGGACGUUUACUGAAAUGACUCUUUGAUUUGAACAUCUACCUGUCAGUUGGCUAAACUAACUGACCAGCUACCGUUUCAUAUUGACUAGCCCGUAGUACCAUGCUAGCCCAAGUUAGCACAGUGCCUGUUAGCAGGCUAACUGUUAGCUGGCACAGAUGAGACAGCUAAAUGUUUGUGUUUAGCUGUCGUACUGCUACCUUUUUACAGUUUACCUGGCUAGCAGUUAGCCUAAGGUGUCAGCUAGCUGUAGCUAGCUCACUGUUUGCCUUCUUUGUCAGUCUUGAGGCUAACUUUAGCCUUUUAUUAGCCAUAGCAUGUCAGCUCUCCACUGCCCGGCCUUAUUGUAAAGUGUCAUAAUGACAACUUUUUUUUUUUUACAGUUUAGCUUUUUAACGUGUUUGUCGUCGAGGUUAGCAUUUAGGCUAAACAAGARGUGUCUGUGAAGGACGUCUGUGUUCAUCAGAACCAGUGCUUCCCUCUUUUUCAACCAAAUAUAAAUUUUAAAAGUACAAAAUGACCAAUGAAGGAGUUGUUUAGAGGCAAGUUAUAAAAUGAUGUUGAAAUAUUUUAAACAGCUUGUUUAUUAUUUGAGGGGAGAAGAAAAGAAGUCAUGAAGUAGCAGAUAGGUAAGUAAAAAACUUCAUUAA
This is a messenger RNA of Austrofundulus limnaeus, 2950 nucleotides long. RefSeq names its product dual-specificity tyrosine-(Y)-phosphorylation regulated kinase 2 (gene dyrk2). Gene Ontology annotation, biological process: peptidyl-serine phosphorylation; peptidyl-threonine phosphorylation. Gene Ontology annotation, molecular function: protein serine/threonine kinase activity; protein serine/threonine/tyrosine kinase activity; ATP binding. The record is from RefSeq and is a predicted model, not a curated record. Gene Ontology annotation, cellular component: cytoplasm; nucleus; cytoskeleton. Lineage: Eukaryota; Metazoa; Chordata; Actinopteri; Cyprinodontiformes; Rivulidae.